This is a messenger RNA of Plasmopara halstedii, 1614 nucleotides long. RefSeq names its product Kelch repeat-containing proteins. NCBI's taxonomy places the organism in Eukaryota, Oomycota, Peronosporomycetes, Peronosporales, Peronosporaceae. The transcript is spliced from 4 exons. Gene Ontology annotation, molecular function: protein binding. The record is from RefSeq and is a predicted model, not a curated record. The coding region runs from base 1 to 1614 and encodes 537 amino acids.
AUGCCACUGCUUUCAUACGAAGGUGUGGCGGUAGAUCUUCCGGCGAAUCUCGCAGGAAUCCAGUUCGAGUUUACGUCAGGCUCAUUAACAAUUCGAUGUCGCAACUUUACUGGUGACAUCGUAUUGACCAAGCCAUUAGGAAAACAUUUGAUUGGCGAGGCUACGAGUGCCAUAAAUAAACGCACAAUUGAUCUUAGCGCUAGUAAAGACGAUGAUUCUAAUGUGGAAGUUAAGCGACAGAGACCAAACUUCCUUAAGCAAACAUCACUUCUGUCACAGCUAAAAGACCAUCGUUCGGAAGGUCAAGAUGAGGAUACAAUAAUUGAGCCAGAUGCUGAAGUCGAAGAGAAGAAGACGACAGAGACGGGAAGUGAUGCGUUAAAAUUGACGUUAAAACCGCUUAAGACCAAAGCAACUACAAAGAAAGGAUUAGAAGAGAUGAACAGUCUUAGCUCGCCAGGACCAAAACAAUCGAUUUCGCGCAAAUCGACACCCAACUCUAAAUCGAAAAGGAGCAAAGCUCUCAAACUUUCGCCAGAUUCAUCUUGUAACGAGAUGGUGAUUGAAGCAGCGAAAGUUGAUCCUAAAGUUGUCAAGUGGGAAAUGGUAGAAGCUGUGGGGUCUAAACCACUUGAACGCUGGGGUCAUACUGCUACCAAGAUCUCAGAUGAACGUGUAGUGGUCUACGGAGGCACCGAUGACGACGAGCGCACACUCGGAGAUUUGCACAUAUUUGAUAUGAAGACUCAUCGUUGGACAACACCAAUUAAUUGCGAAACAAUCGCGCGUACUUGGCACGACGCAGUAUUUUUAUCGUCCAAGAAUUUAGUACUUGUCUUUGGAGGUGAGCGCAGUGCUACAGCAGAAGGCGAGUUCGAUAUCCUUUCCGACAUUAUGGUGCUUGACACGGAAUGUUUUUUAUGGUAUCCACCGGCUAUUCAAGGAUCACCUCCUUCGGCACGAAGUGGCCACACAUGCACCGUCAUCGGCAACGAAGUUGUAGUUUUUGGCGGAAGCAGAGGACGCAACCGGCAAAGUUCAGUGCAUAUUUUGGAUACUGAUAAUUGGAAUUGGAAGGCUGUCAAAGUAGAUGGAAAACCUCCCAGUGCCCGAACAUAUCACAGCGCUGUUGUUAUAGGAGAGGAUCGAAUUCUCUACUUUGGGGGCAACGAUUCCUCGAAGAGUUUUAAUUCUGUCCACGUACUGCAAAAGGUGGACGUGAAACCUAGUGGAUCGAGUUGGACGUGGGUUCACCCAUGCGUUACUGGAGUACCACCACAAGAGCGCACAGGUCACUCUGCAACACUUUUGAAUAAUGGCGAGAUACUUAUAUUUGGAGGGUGGGACCCUCAACGCGAUGAUGCAAACGCAUCGACGAAUGUCUUUGAUGAUGCAUUUCUGUUAAACACGAUCACAUGGGAGUGGCAACCGACGACUUUUAACAAUGAUAAGAACGCUGACACCCUAAUGCGAGGACGUGUGGGACAUGGUGCUGUGCUUGAUUGCAAUGGACGCUUGCACCUUUUUGGCGGCCAGAAUGGAGUGGAACAAAGACUGAAGGAUAUUUGCGCAUUAACUGUUUCUGAUGCUGUGCAAAGUGAGCUCAAAUGUUAA